AAUUUGCAAAAUCAUGGUGUGGGGAAGAAAAGUAUGAGUGAGAUUUGACGGGUGCAUUGAUAUGGUGGUCGCGUAGUACAAAGGAGUACGUCUGGGGCUAUACCGGGAAAUGUUUCCUUCGAUGGAGACCGGGGUCACCAAAUUUUUGCACUAUACCGUUAUUUCUCAUUCCUACAAUGGUCACUCUUCUCAUUUUUGGGGUCGUACAUCUCCCCGAAAUAGAAGCAGUAACACCACCCCUGGAUGCGGAUCAGUCUUGGGUUGCCUUACCGGGCUGUACUUUGGGAAAGACACUCGCUGUUAUGUCCCCCCCUCCGGGGAAGACCACACAAAAUUGCCACUGUUGGGGUUUUAGUGGCUACAUUUGCGAACCCGUACCAAUCACGCUAUGUCCUUAUGGACCUACAUUUCAAAACAGAGCGACACCUCAAACAUGCACCUGCACUACUCCGACUUCUACCAGCGUUUAUACGUGUGCUUAAAAUUUGUUGUUGAAUUUAAUAAAGUAUUAUAAUGACCG
Molecule: messenger RNA, 520 nt
Organism: Folsomia candida
Lineage: Eukaryota; Metazoa; Arthropoda; Collembola; Entomobryomorpha; Isotomidae
Exons: 3
Coding region: 177-482 (101 amino acids)
Source: RefSeq, a predicted model, not a curated record